Molecule: messenger RNA, 1219 nt
Organism: Chelonoidis abingdonii (Abingdon island giant tortoise)
Lineage: Eukaryota; Metazoa; Chordata; Testudines; Testudinidae
Source: RefSeq, a predicted model, not a curated record
AUUUGCAUGAAAGGGCCGUUCUCCAGCUCUGGGGGUUUAAGAGAGAAUCGGAGGGUCCCAGCCACAGACCCGUUUGCCUCAGGAAGCCGAGCUCAUCUGGAUUCCCACCAUGGCCUGGGCCCCUCUGCUCCUCACGCUGCUCACUUACUGCUCAGGUUCCAGCUCACAGCCUGUGCUGACUCAGCCGCCCUCAGUGUCAGUGUCCCCAGGAAACACUGUGAAACUCUCCGCACCAUGAGCAGUGGGACCAGCAUCAGUGGCUAUGCUGUGUACCGGUUCCAGCAGAAACCUGGGAAUUCUCCACGAUACCUGCUGUAUUAUUAUUCAGAUUCCAGCAAGUACCAGGGCUCUGGGGUCCCUGCUCACUUCUCUGGUUCCAAAGACACAUCCAGUAACACCGGCUAUCUGACCAUCUCCGGGGCCCUGGCAGAGGAUGAGGGUGAUUAUUACUGUGCUGUGUGGCACAGUGGUGCUGCUGUCUUCGGUGGAGGAACCCAGCUGACCGUCCUUGGUCAGCCAAAGGCAUCUCCCACCGUGCACCUCUUCCCUCCAUCCUCAGAAGAGAUAAAAACAAAAAGCAAAGCCACGCUGGUGUGUCUGCUGGACAGCUUUUACCCAGGGUCAGUCCAAGUCACCUGGAAAGCUGACGGCCAGCAGAUCUCCACUGGAGUGGAGACGACCAAACCCUCCAAACAGAGUGACAACAAGUACAUGGCCAGUAGUUACCUGUCUCUGGAUGGAUCAGCUUGGAAGAGCCAUGAGAGCUACACCUGCCAGGUGACACACGACGGGAAGAACUUCGAGAAGUCCCUGAAGAGCUCAGAGUGUUCUUAACCCUCUGACCCCCAGAGGGCUCAACCGGUUCCCAUGUCAGUCUGUAGGGGGUUCCCCAAGGGAGCCAGGAUCUGUCCGUAGCAUUCCCAUAAUGCUGAUGUCCAGCAAAUCUGCUUCCUAUUUUAGGUGGGGGAUUUUAUCAAUCCAUACGACACCGUCUUUAUUCCCACGUCCCCAUUCCUCUCACCCCCCUGCAUUCCCUGGAAUUGUCCUUCCUGCUUUAGUCUCUGAUGCAGCCUUGUUAUGAUAUUAAUAAAAUCAGAAAAAAUUGACUAUAGCUGUGACUGUGAAGAGUUUAACUUCUUCUGUCCCUUUUCCACCUUGUGUAUUAAAUGCAAUAUUCACCUUCUCUUCCAAUAAAAUAAACUUACCUUUUAUCAGCUAA